AUGAACUUCGCGCUGAACGUGAAGGCGCCAACUGCGCACGAUGACGCGCGCUACUUCGACAGUAGUUGGCAGCAGAUUGGUCAGGACCUGCGCACGCAGCGCUGGAAGACCGUGGUGAAUAUCGACCGUAUGCUGCGCAACCACCACCCACACGAGGUGCUCACUCACGUGGAGCAGAACACCAACUGGAGGGCCAAAACAUUCACGCUGGCGCUCAAGGUGGAACGAAUUAUCUUCGAGGCUGCGGCCUCACGAGAGAGCUACCUAGACGAGAACACGCUGCGUGCUCGUGUUACUCAGGUAUCGCGUCGGCUCAUCGAUCGACGCAAGCGCAAAAACAUGAUCAAAUUCGGCCUCCGCUUACCGCGCCACUUCAUGCUUGCCAAGCAUCAACGACAUUGA
Molecule: messenger RNA, 402 nt
Organism: Phytophthora nicotianae INRA-310
Lineage: Eukaryota; Oomycota; Peronosporomycetes; Peronosporales; Peronosporaceae
Exons: 1
Coding region: 1-402 (133 amino acids)
Source: RefSeq, a predicted model, not a curated record